Molecule: messenger RNA, 732 nt
Organism: Acanthosepion pharaonis
Lineage: Eukaryota; Metazoa; Mollusca; Cephalopoda; Sepiida; Sepiidae
Source: the annotation of a GenBank genome assembly
AUGGAAUGCGGUUUUCUUCGUAUUUUCUUUGUCGAGCUACACAUAAACAUCUAUCUAUCUAUCUAUCUAUCUAUCUAUCUAUCUAUCUAUCUAUCUAUCUAUCUAUCAGUGACUUUCUUUCUAUCUAUCUAUAUAUCUAUCUCAGUCACUUCCUAUCUAUCUAUCUAUCUAUCUAUCUAUCUAUCUAUCUCAGUCACUUCCCUAUCUAUCUAUCUAUCUAUCUAUCUAUCUAUCUAUCUGUCAGUGACUUUCUAUCUAUCUAUCUAUCUAUCUAUCUAUCUAUCUAACUAUCUAUCUAUCUAUCUAUCUAUCUAUCUGUCUGCCUGUGUACCUACCUAUCUAUCAGUGACUUCAUAUCUACCUAUCUGUAUCAAUCACUUCCUAUCUAUCUAUCUAUCUAUCUAUCUAUCUAUCUAUCUAUCUAUCUAUCUUUAUCAGUCACUUACUAUCUAUCUAUCUAUCUAUCUAUCUAUCUCACUUAGCAUUUUCCUAGCUAUUUGUGACUUUCUUUCUUGCUAUCUAUCUAUCUAUCUAUCUAUCUAUCUAUCUAUCUAUCUAUCUAUCUAUCUAAUUCUUUUCAGCUCAUCCCUGGAUUCAAUUUCCCAAUUUUUUAUACUUUUCUCUUCAAGCAAUUCGUUCCAGUCAGUUUGUUUCUUCUUUUAUUCAUUACUCCUGUUCUUUACGGCGUUUCAUUUUCAUCAAUUCAUUCUUCAGUUUUUUUCUUCGGUUUAA